Molecule: messenger RNA, 528 nt
Organism: Gongylonema pulchrum
Lineage: Eukaryota; Metazoa; Nematoda; Chromadorea; Rhabditida; Gongylonematidae
Source: the annotation of a GenBank genome assembly
UUGUUCAAAAUCCCGAAGAAUAUACUUUUUGGUGUUGCAGAAGAUACGGUAUCGACGUUAAGUGGCGCGACAGUGGUCAGACGAGGGACGCAACAAGCCGGCGACGGACCGUCGAAAGUAUUCGACCCACUCGAGAAUUUAUCCUUAGAAAGCGAUACUGCACAGCAAACAAGUGGAGAUCCGCAGGAGGCCACAUACCUGGAUGUUGCGGUGAUCCGUUGCCUGCUGAUCAAGCACUGGGCCGAGGAUGGUGUUUUUUGGGCACUGAAACGCUGCAGCUCAGCAACGCACUCGGAAUCGUCAUCGUUGCGCGUAUUGGAGUCAGCUCGACGUAGUAGCGUCAGCACAACAAUAAGCUUAUCCAGAGCACGGGACAGACGUGGACGCUUGGAUCGUAAUAGGAGUGAUCCAUCACUAACAAAUUCCUCUGAAGUUCUUUCAACUCGCGAUACACGCAGUGGUUCGGUAACCGGACUACCUGGGCAGGCUGUCAGCGAAUUAACGAAACAGUUUUUUCCCGAGGUUUAA